AUGGAUAAUGCGACAGAUGCAGCUGGAGACGCAUCAAAGGAACUAGCUGAAACUGUCGAUGAACUGAGAGUGGAAGCUGGAAGUGCUGCUUCCAGAGCCACCGGUGCAGCUGGAGAGGCAUCAGAGGAACUAGCUGAAACUGUCUAUGAACUGAAAGAGGAAGCUGGAAGUGCUGCUUCCAGAGCCGCCGAUGCAGCUGGAGACGCAUCAAAGGAACUAGCUGAAACUGUCGAUGAACUGGGGGUGACUGGAAGUGCUGCUUCCAGAGCCACCGGUGCAGCGGAAGGCAUCGAACUAGCUGAAACCUUGCGAACUGAGAAGCUGGAAGUGCCAGAGCCGCCGGUGCAGCUGGAGAGCAUCGGAGGACAGCUGGAAGAGCUGCUUCCAGGAGCCGCCGGUGCAGCUGGAGAGGCAUCAGAGGAACUAGCUGAAACUGUCAAUGAACUGAAGAGGGCUGGAAGUGCUUUCCGAGCCGCCAGUGCAGCUGGAGAGGCAUCAGAGGAACUAGCUGAAACUGUCAAUGAACUAAAAGAGGAAGCAGGAGUGCUUCCAGAGCCGCCAGUGGAGCUGAAGAUGUGA
Molecule: messenger RNA, 579 nt
Organism: Homarus americanus (American lobster)
Lineage: Eukaryota; Metazoa; Arthropoda; Malacostraca; Decapoda; Nephropidae
Exons: 3
Coding region: 1-579 (192 amino acids)
Source: RefSeq, a predicted model, not a curated record